CCCUACCUCAUUGUGUGCCUUUGGCUAAGCUGAUUGUUUGUCGUCGUGGUAGUGCGCAGCACCUCCCGGCGCGGCGCUGACAGGAGCACCCUCCCCUCCCCCCCCCCCUAGCCGCCAUGGCUAUCUAAGGGCGGCAGGGCCAGCGGCGGCAUCGGCCAGUGCAGCGGGCGCAGCAGCAGCGGCGGCGGCCUCGGCACAUCCCCGGCAUCUGCAACCAUGGCGUUUUUCAAGGCACCGCACAGCAGCACUGCUGUAGUCGACAAAAAAGCCCUCUCCUUGUCUGCAUCCUUUGACGUCAAAGCAUUAAAACCUGACCAAGAUGAGCCUCUUGAACAACGAGAUGCUGUUGGGGGAGUCGUCCCCCUUCAGCCAGCCGUGUUCGGUGGCUGAGGAAAGUCUGGGACUCCUCGAUGACUACCUGGAGGUGGCCGAGCCCCUCGGUUCGCAUGGGUUCUCCAGCGACAAGGCUAAGGCAGUCUCCUCCAAUUGGCUCGCUGUGGACAGUUUAGGCAACACCAUAGAUAGCAGCCAGGAGGAUGCCUUCUCUGGCAUGGAGUGGAUGGUGGAGAAGAUGGAUCUGAAGGAAUUUGAUUUUGAUGCCCUGUUAGGUAUGGAACAUCUGGAAGCCACCGUCUCACCAGACGAGCUGAUGGCCACGUUGGAAGACACGUGUGAUCUCCUAUUCAACCCUACCACCCAGGAAUUUCACAACAAAGAACCUCCACUGAUACCUGACCUAGUCACCAGUCUCCCUGAAUCUCCAAUUGGAGCAGAUCCCAUGGCCCCAUUAGCUUCCCUCUGGUCUUUUCCCCUUUCCCCAGGGUCUCUGACUUCUAUUCCAGACCAUUCAUUUAGUUUAGAACUAGGUAGUGAAGUGGAUGUUCUGGAAGGUGAAAGAAAACAGGAGGGCCCCACCUUUCUGGUAGUGAUCACCAAGUCAGAGAAAGAGGAGGAGAACCAUUCUGAUGAUAGUGGAAUAUGCAUGAGCCCAGACUCCUACUUGGGAACACCCCAGCACAGUCCCACCAAUUCACUUGGAUCCCCCAAUGACAACCAGUUCCCUGCAGAUGCCGCCUGUGGCUCUGUGCGGUCCAAACCAUAUGACCACCCCGCUGAGAAGGUAGUGUCAGCGAAGGUGAAAGGAGAAAAGAAAAUAGAUAAGAAACUGAAAAAAAUGGAGCAAAAUAAGACAGCUGCCACACGCUACCGGCAAAAGAAGAGGGCAGAACAGGAAGCACUGUCAGGGGAGUGCAGAGAUUUGGAACAGAAGAAUCAGGCCCUGAAGGAGAAAGCAGAUUCCCUGAGUAAGGAAAUCCAGUACUUGAAAGAUCUGGUUGAAGAGGUACGGAAGGCCAAAGUCAAAAGAGCUAGAGUCCCUGAGUAGGGUAGUCAGUAGUGUUUAUGUGCGUGUAUAUAUGCUUGCUGCUUAAGCUGUGUAUGGUGUCUAAUAAAUUAUUUUAUAGUAAACUUGCAA
Numida meleagris (helmeted guineafowl) is the source of this 1474-nucleotide messenger RNA. RefSeq names its product activating transcription factor 4 (gene ATF4). Gene Ontology annotation, molecular function: RNA polymerase II transcription regulatory region sequence-specific DNA binding; DNA-binding transcription activator activity, RNA polymerase II-specific. Gene Ontology annotation, biological process: regulation of transcription by RNA polymerase II. Gene Ontology annotation, cellular component: ATF1-ATF4 transcription factor complex; ATF4-CREB1 transcription factor complex; nucleus. Lineage: Eukaryota; Metazoa; Chordata; Aves; Galliformes; Numididae. The transcript is spliced from 3 exons. Bases 320 to 1384 code for a protein of 354 amino acids. The record is from RefSeq and is a predicted model, not a curated record.